Molecule: messenger RNA, 1137 nt
Organism: Coniophora puteana RWD-64-598 SS2
Lineage: Eukaryota; Fungi; Basidiomycota; Agaricomycetes; Boletales; Coniophoraceae
Product: MFS general substrate transporter
Exons: 10
Biological process (GO): transmembrane transport
Molecular function (GO): transmembrane transporter activity
Source: RefSeq, a predicted model, not a curated record
UUCUUGAUAGCCCUUGGUCUCGUUGCCUUGGACCAAACAAUCCUUUCUACUGCAUUGCCUGUUAUCGCUUCGUACUUCAACGCUGUUUCAGACCUGUCGUGGAUAGCAAGCGCGUACUUUCUUCCACAGGCCGUUUUCAUGCUGUUUUUUGGACGCGUCUUGACGCUUGCUCCUGCAAAGGUCGUGUUCCUUCUAACGAUCUUUUUGUUUGAGCUCGGGAGCCUCUUUUGUGCUGUGGCUCCCUCGGUGGAUUUUCUGAUAUUCGGCAGAGCUUUUGCUGGACUAGGUGCAUCAGGCUUAUGGGUUUUUGGUCCCUUGCUAGGAGGCGAACUUGCAGGCACUAGGUGGUGCUUCUAUAUUAACCUUCCGGUGGGUAGCGCCGCCAUUGCUGUAGUCGCCAUUUUCCUCCCAAACCUUGCUACGGACAGUGAAAAAUCGGGGUCAUUCCAAAAAUGGCUUCACUUGGACUGGGUCGGAACCUUACUUAGCUUUGCUAUGGUGACCUUUCUUCUCAUCCCUUUGCAAUGGGGCGGCGUCGUCAAGUCAUGGAGCUCUCCCGCAGUCAUUGUCUUAUUGACGCUGUCAGGAUUGUCCAUAGUAGCUUUCCUCUUAUGGGAGAUACACCAAGGAGAUAAUGCAAUCUUGCCUACCAAGAUCUUUUUUCAGCGCAACAUGUUCUGGAUCUGUGUAACCACAGUAAGUACAGAAACCAUAAUCCUUCCUAGAGGCUUACCAAUCCCCCUACCUAUCCUUUAUCAAAGCAAAGGUCACUCUGCCAUCAAGUCAGGGAUAGACAUCCUUCCAUAUAUGAUGUAUGUUGCUAGCUUUGGUCGCCUUCGCCUGUUUACUAAUCGCGGCGGCUUAGUUCUGGCCACUGGAUACGCUUGGCCAUUUGUUAUCUUCUGUCCCUCAAUUGCGUCAGUCGGGUUCGGUCUUCUCUAUACUGUGACACCACAGACGAGCAUUCCUCACAUUAUUGGCUUUCAAAUACUCCUUGGUGCGGGGUUGGGAGGAGCCAUGCAAAUUACGCUCGUUAUCGCUCAAGGAAAAGUUGCACACGACCCAAAGCUCAUAUCAAUUGCUACAUCGCUUGUGACAUUCUCUCAGCUCAUGGGUUGCUCCGUAGGCCUUGCGUGA